AAACACUUUUGUGUAUCUCGUUAACGGGUGCACGCACUUUAACGGUGGUAGCACUCGCGCUCCAUCCUCUCUGACAGCCUCACAAAGUAGGGUUCCAUCCUCGUCAUGGCAUCUGAAGAGCUCGCACGAAAGCUGCAAUCGCGGCUUUCUGCUACACAGGAGGCCGUACCGAGGCCCGAGCCCGAACAGAGCCCUGUCCGACCCAAACCGCAGGGGUCAGAUGCUGCCUGUGGAGAUUCAUCAUCCGAGCUAUCCGCCAAACUGACGCGUAGGCUGGACAUCAACGAGGGCAACGCUGCACCACGAGCGACCCGGGUCUUCAACCCUUACACCGAGUUCAAAGAGUUCUCCCGCAAGCAGAUUAAGGAUAUGGAGGGAAUGUUCAAGCGGUAUGACACUGGGAAAGAUGGCUUCAUCGACCUGAUGGAGCUAAAGCUGAUGAUGGAGAAGCUGGGAGCUCCACAGACUCACCUGGGCCUGAAAAAUAUGAUCAAAGAAGUGGAUGAAGACUUUGAUGGCAAACUAAGCUUCAGGGAGGUGAGGAAGUAGUGCAAACACUUUGGGAAUUGCUCCAAACAGCCACAUUUCAGAUAGAAAAGCUGACCCAUCACAAAGAGAUGUAGCAACUAGUCUUGGUUGUUGUGU
Molecule: messenger RNA, 645 nt
Organism: Haplochromis burtoni (Burton's mouthbrooder)
Lineage: Eukaryota; Metazoa; Chordata; Actinopteri; Cichliformes; Cichlidae
Product: EF-hand domain-containing protein D1-like
Exons: 2
Coding region: 106-549 (147 amino acids)
Molecular function (GO): calcium ion binding
Source: RefSeq, a predicted model, not a curated record